AUGGUUGAUCGUACUGUCUUGCAUAUGCAUCGUCAAUUGCAACCGGAAGAAAUGACUUUGAGUGGAACAGGGUCUCGAAUGACGGUGAAGAUGAAGGACUUUUUCCUCGAUAUGCACAAUCAAAUUCGCAGGGAGGUGGCUCUUGGUGAGAUUGAGGGGCAGCCAUCUGCGUCGGAUAUGAAUGAAUUGGUGAGUUGCAGUAUUCAGCUAUUUUGUGGACAUAGCUUGGAGUCUAAUCAUGAUGUAUAA
This is a messenger RNA of Protopolystoma xenopodis, 249 nucleotides long. Lineage: Eukaryota; Metazoa; Platyhelminthes; Monogenea; Polystomatidea; Polystomatidae. The record is from the annotation of a GenBank genome assembly.